AUGGCGGAGCAGGGCAUGGAGUCAAUAUGGCCACAUGGGGGUGUUGGCUCUCAUGCUGGAGAGGAGGGCGCAGUGCCAGAGGGUCUGUGGAUGGGCUUGGAGAUUAUGGGAAACUUUUGCAAGCUGAACGCAGAGGUGGACUCGUAUGCGUAUUUAUCUGGGAAGAGAGUCAGUCCACGUCCUCGGGCUUGGUGGCUCCCCCGAAGGAGUUCGGAGAGAAGCGUCCUGGAAUCUGAGGCCUCAGGGGAUCCCGUGCUGCACCGGGACGACGCAGACAGUGAAGCCUCCCGCCAGCGCUUCAGGCAGUUCCAGUACAUAGCAGAAGCUGGGCCUCGGGAAGUUUUCAGAAAACUCUCGGAGCUCUGCAGUCAGUGGCUGAAGCCAAGGAUGCGUUCUGUGGAACAAAUCCUGGAGCUGCUCGUGUUGGAGCAAUUCCUGACUAUUCUGCCCACCCACCUAGAGGCCAGGGUGAGCACUUACUGCCCAGAGAACAAAGAAAGACUCUUUUCCCUCAUAGAAGACUUACAGAGAGAACAUGAGAGACCAGAGUACCAGAUUGACAUAGAUGACACGCUCUUUGAAGAACUGCCACCAGUGCAAACAGAACUCAUGCCACCACACAGGCACUCGCGGUCACCUGCACUCCAGCUAAGGGGAUCUGCCCAAGAGGCCUUGGGGGCAGAGGCGUGGAUCCCACAGUCAGGGCAGCAAGAGCUGAACUACCAUGCUGCUGGCAAAUGCAAGCCCUUUCUGGAUCCUGGACCUGAAAUGCUGGAGCCUGACUGGAGCUUCCUGCUGGAGCAUGGAGGAGAGGAACUGUUGGGCUCCAAGAGAGAAUACGAACAGCUGGAGCCUAUCUGCAAAGAGCCCCCUGACGAGCUAGUGGACAGUUGCAUGAAGCCCGGGUCCCACCUAGGAGAGAGCUCCGACUGGGAGGAGUCUCUCAACCUGAGAGUCCUCAUGCCAAAGGUUCCCAGAGAGAAAUCUUACCACUGUGGUCAGUGUGAAAAGUGUUUUCCUUAUAGGCACCAACUUGCUGUUCACCUGAAAACUCAUUCAGGAGAGCUAGGUUACAAGUGCUCCGUGUGUGGGAAAAGGUUCCUUCUCAGGUCAGAACUUUAUCGCCACCAGCUCAUUCACAAGGGGGAGAAGCCCUAUGAAUGUGCUGAGUGCAAGAAGCAAUUCACUCACGGGGCACACCUUGCCAUGCACCAGAAAAGACAUUCUGAAAAAAUGUACCAAUGCGUGCAGUGUAGGAGGAAGUUUCUGUAUAAGUCGAGUCUGAUGGAGCACAUGAAAACUCACACAAGGGAACAAUCUUACGGGUGCUACUGUUGUGAGAAAAGCUUUAGCAGUUGGACAGCUCUCAUUCUACACCAGAAAACACACACUGAAGAGAAACCAUUUGCAUGUGAUCACUGUGAGAAAAGAUAUAGGCAGAGAUCCAGCCUGAUGGUUCACGUGAGAAUCCACACAGGGGAGAAGCCAUACAAGUGUAGCCACUGUUCUAAAAGCUUCAGAAAGAAAUCGGGCCUUAUUGCACACCAAGCUGCACACUUUAGAGAAGAAUUCCCUGAGCACGUCGAGGUACCUGGGUUCUGCACAGAGUGA
Messenger RNA from Castor canadensis (American beaver), 1611 nucleotides. NCBI's taxonomy places the organism in Eukaryota, Metazoa, Chordata, Mammalia, Rodentia, Castoridae. The record is from RefSeq and is a predicted model, not a curated record.